This is a messenger RNA of Fusarium sp. VM40, 1683 nucleotides long. The record is from the annotation of a GenBank genome assembly. NCBI's taxonomy places the organism in Eukaryota, Fungi, Ascomycota, Sordariomycetes, Hypocreales, Nectriaceae.
AUGGUACUCUUAGACUAUCUGCAACAUCGUCGAGCUUGCCAAUUCAAGCAAGAAGAGAGGACAUCUCGCAUCAAAGGACUUACGUCAUACCGUGCUCCUGUUAUUGCGUUGGACCGAGACAUCAUCAACAGUUCAAUCGAGGAAUUGGUGGAAGAAGUCCAAGAUGACCCAAGCAAGGCUGGAGACUAUCUCCACACGUAUGGAAAGAUUGCUCUCAAGGCGCAUAGGAAAACCAACUGUCUAACAGAAGUCAUGCUCUCCUCUGCCGAGAAGUGGCUGACAGAUGGAUCAAUCAACUUUGAGGGACCUCUUGCGGGCAUUCCGGUUAGUUUGAAGGAUACUGUUGAAGUUAAGGGAUACGACAGCACCGUAGGCAUGAGCACGCAUGCCGGAAAGCCAUUGGCAAGAGAUGGUGCUAUGGUCAGGAUACUCAAAGACGCUGGCGCCGUGCCAUACGUUAAAACCAACAUCCCCAUCACUCUUCUCAGUUUCGAGUCAUCUAAUGAUGUAUGGGGCCAGACGUCAAAUCCAUAUAACAAGAACUACACAGCUGGCGGUUCAACAGGAGGUGAGGGUGCCCUGUUAGCACUUGGUGGUCGAAUCGGAAUUGGCAGCGAUGUUGCUGGAAGUGUUCGCUGCCCUGCUCACUUCUCAGGAUGUUACGCUCUCAAGUGCUCUACUGGGAGGUGGCUCAAGACGGGCGUGGUUACGAGUAUGCCGGGCCAGGACGGUGUUCCGGCAGUCUACAGCCCCAUGGCACGCACGCUCAACGACUUGACUUACUUCACAAGGUCAAUUAUCCAAAUGGAACCUUGGACCUAUGAUUACUCUUGCCACCCAAUCCCGUGGAGGACUGAAAUCGAGGAGGAAUAUUUGGACAAGACAACGCUACGCGUGGGGAUCCUUAGGACGGAUGGUGUCGUGGACCCUAGUCCUGCCUGCCAAAGAGCCCUGGAGAUGACCGAGGCCGCUCUGCUAGAAGCCGGCCAUGAGAUUGUUGAAAUCGACCCUCCUUCUCCCUACGAAGCCCUAUGCCUAGCUUCUAUUCUUCUCUGCAGCGACGGUCUUCAAACUGUCAAGUCAUUCUUCCGCUCUGGUGAAUGGAACGACCGAGGCGCCGCUCAGAUGUCCUUAUACUUUAACCUCCCUCGACCGAUUCGAUACCUACAUUACCUCUGGGUUAAAUACGUUCGAAAAGAUCCUAUCUGGGCUGGACUUAUACAGAACUGGCACCCUCAAUCUGGAUACGAGAUCUGGCAACUCAACGCUAAGCGUGAGCUUUACAAGAGGAGAUGGUACGACUGGUGGGAUAAAUCUGGAGUUGAUUGCUUGAUUGCCCCUCCAAAUGCGACUCCGGCCGUUCCUCACAGGGGCAUGCAUGAUGCCUGCAGUAGCUGCGGCUACACCUUCAUGUUCAACCUGCUCGAUUACACGGCCGGUGUUCUGCCCGUUACACACGUUGACAAGGACCAGGAUCAACUACCAAAAGACUUCAAUUUCAAGAAACUCAACGGUGUCGCACAAGGCGCGUACAAGUUGUACGAUGCGACCGCCAUGCAUGGGUUACCUGUAGGUGUUCAAGUGAUCGGCCGUCGACUGGAAGAGGAGAAGGUGUUGGCGAUCAUGGAGAGAAUAGAGGAUGCACUAGGAGAGGAUAAGUUUCCGUUGCUUGAACUAGACUAA